AUGGCGUCGCUCUCACGGCUUCCUGCCGAGAUUGCAUGCGACGUGGUUGCGCUGGCGCUGACGUCCAAAGGCUUCCACGCGGUCCUCCUCGGCAGCGCGUUCAUGAGGCGCAAAGUGCUUGCGCUCCGCGGCGCGAUAUGGUGUACACAGCGAGCAGCAUGGGGCGCGGCACUUCUUGCCCUCUCGAAGCGAAAGCGGCUGGAAGUAGCAGACGCGCUGGAGAUGGUGAACGUCAUGGUCCGGUUCCCGCGGCAUCCGCUGUGGUCGCAGCUCCUUGGCGCGGUGGUGGCGCGGCAGCCCGAGGUGCUCCGACGGGCGAUCCGGGUGGACCGCGGGAGGCCGCAGCCGCUGGUAGCGGUUCUUGCUCGGCACGGGGCGGAAGACGGAGUGCGAUACUUGCUGUCGCGCGGUGAUGUAGAUGCUGCAGCCGAUGGCAACGCAGCCAUAAUCGGGGCCAGCCGCGAGGGCCACGUGGGCGUGGUGGCGCUCCUGCUCGGGCGCAACGAGGUCGAUCCGGGCGUGGACUCCAACUGUGCGCUCCGGCUCGCGGCCGAGGCCGGGCACGCCGACGUGGUGACGGCCUUGCUGGGCCACCCGGGCGUAGAUGCCGGGGCGAGCAACAACGUGGCACUCCGCGGCGCGGUGUUCAACGGGAACGCCGCGGUCGUCGACCGUCUUCUCUCGUCCGGUAGUGUGGUGGUUGGAAACAACUGUUACUGGAUCUCUCCGCAGGCGCGGAGUCGUGACAUUGUCCGUCUUGUGUCGCGGACGGACAUCUGCGCCAAGGUGUACUGUCUCGAGUAGCGAUGCCAAUACAUCGCAGAGGUUGUACGGCUUGUAAAGGACUCACUCGGUA
This is a messenger RNA of Thecamonas trahens ATCC 50062, 856 nucleotides long. RefSeq lists its product as uncharacterized. The record is from RefSeq and is a predicted model, not a curated record. Lineage: Eukaryota; Apusomonadida; Apusomonadidae. The transcript is spliced from 2 exons. Gene Ontology annotation, molecular function: protein binding. Bases 1 to 804 code for a protein of 267 amino acids.